GCCAUGGUAACCAUGCUGGGCCCAGCAGUGAGCGGCGCAGUGCGAGUCACUGGUCAUGACGAACUCAAGUGACACAUCGCUGACAGGCUGCACACAGCAUGUACUCUAAAGGAAAGGCGAAUACAGUGCCUUCGGAUGCCCAGGCCAGGGAAAAGCUGGCGUUGUACGUAUAUGAAUAUCUCUUACAUGUUGGAGCUCAGAAGAGUGCACAGACUUUUCUAAAUGAGAUAAGAUGGGAGAAAAACAUUACACUAGGAGAACCGCCGGGAUUUCUUCACUCCUGGUGGUGUGUAUUCUGGGAUCUUUACUGUGCCGCGCCGGAGAGAAGGGACAGUUGUGAUCACUCCAGCGAGGCCAAAGCCUUCCACGACUAUGUUAUUCCAAACCUUCAGCAAGGAGCAGUCCCAUCACCUGGGUUCGCCCAGAUGUCAAAUGAUGGUGGCGCAGGCGCCGCAGGGAUGCAGGGUGGCAUGCCUGGAUAUUUCCAGUCUUCACAAGCGUCACCGCACCCUCCACCCCCCUCCCAUCAAGGACCUCCGUACAUGCAGAACCAAACACCACCCGGUUACAUGACAAACCAGCCACCAUAUAUGUCUAGAUAUCCAACUGGUCGAGCUCCUAAUGUCAGAAUGCCUGGCCAGUUGGUCUGGUCUGGGGCAGACAACAAAAGCCUAGCAACUAAUGGUGAUGGUAUGUCCCUACAGCCCGGUGUGACAGGUGUACCAGGGGCGCAGCCCCUCCUUCCUAGCACGAUGGACCCAACUCGACAACAGAGUCCUUAUCAAGGCCAACCGAUGCAGGGUCCUAUGUCAAGAAUGAACCACCCAAGGGGUCCUUUACAACCGAAUUAUGGCGGAAUGCGACCUCCUCCCAACAAUGCAGUUGCACCUGGUGUCAACAUGCCAAUGGGAAAUCGACCAUGGAAUCCAACAACUUCGGUAUCAGGCCCUCCAGGGACACCCAUAAUGCCUAGUCCUCAAGAUACAGCAAGUUCGGGUAGUGAGUCUAUGUACGCAAUGAUGAAAUCUGUGCCGGGUGGCAACAUGCCAGGGUACGGCAUGAGUGGAGGGGAACCACCGAUGUCCAUGGGUGGACAAGAUGCGUCCCUUGUUAUGAACGAUACAAACCCUGGUGACUUAGACGGUUUAUCGAAGUCAUAUCUUUCGUCUCAGGAUAAUUCAAAUGACCAUAAUCCCGGUACACCUAGAGAAGAUGGCUCGGAAUUCGGUGGCUUAUUGCCCUUUUCACAAGAUAACACUCACUGUGACUCUGCUGCGAUCCUUAAGAUCAAAGAGACAAUGCAGGAAGAGGCGAAGCGCUUCGAGCACGGUGACAGCAGAUCAACAGACCAAGAAAACGACUUCUUUAUACAAUAGCACAACAUAGUGAACUGUCAUACUAUAUACAUAUUAUAUAUACAUAUAUAUUAUACAUAUACAUCGCCAUAGAGAGAAAACAAGAGACAUUACACACCUGUUCGAUAUUGACGCGACAAACUUGCGCUCUUUCUGUUCAGAGAAGGGAGGGUGGGUAUUUAUUUUGUCGCGUUUUACCUCAAGCUAUAGAAUGCUAUUUAAAAUGUUUUUAGACAGCUGUGGCUUCGAAACAUCCGGGAACUGCGACUUACUCGAUUGUUCUCGUUUUAUACUGAGCAUGCGCAGUUUGUUGUGUGGAUCGUGAAUGGCUCGCCGCGGGAGGGGGGAGGGCUUGGGAUUCUUUUGUCAACUAACAAUAGCUACAUUGAUAUACCAAAAAUACACUUUUAUGGUGUUCGAAGUAUCAAGAAAUUCACGUCAAGAUAAAGAUUUUGAAACCGUAGAUGUAAGCUGAUUAUUUUAGUAGACGAAAUAUUUCAGGGUUUUUGGAAUAUUGUCAAUUACAAGCGAAAGAAAAAAAAUAAAAGUGUAAAAAUGGCCGUCAAAUGUCACACACGUGACAGACAUGCGCAUGUUCUAGACAGAAACUGCAUAUAACGAUUCUUAGUUCUCAUUACCAAUGAAAAUGCCACAAAGAUCCAAUGUUUUGAAGAUUUCAUACUGAGUGAUUUUCCUUUCAAAUGAACUGCCGUGUUGGUCCAAAUUCAUACGUCACUAUCUAACUCUAUACAUUUAAAAUCCCGUAAACCAGGCCGCGGCAUGGUACUCUCAUGGGUUCUACUAUGCGCGCGCACUCAGUGUCUUGCAAGUCAUUGCACCGCUGACUUCUGUGAUCCUUACGCUGAGCUUAGUUGUUUUACCUGGGUGCGAAACAACUCUAUCAGCGCUAGCAAAAGUAAAAGGCGCUUAACUAAGGUUCGUCGUACGCGGCAUUUUGUUAUAUAAAAGAAAAGCCUCAAAAAUUGCGCAGAGGCUCCUUGGUGAGAUCUGCUGAGAAGGCGCUUAUUUUGGGAUGUAGAUUAGAACCUGAUUACAUCGAUUGAUUUUCAAAUAAUUGCAGAAAGCUAUGAUUCCAUAUGUUGUAUAUAAAUAAAGUUGCCGGUGGGUUCCGGUAAAUCUCCAUAUUGCUGUCCUAUCAGACGAUCAAAUAGACGUCGAGUUUGUGCUAACUGCUUGUAAUCAUAUUCUCAUUAAAUGAACCUCCUUGGCAGUA
Molecule: messenger RNA, 2589 nt
Organism: Nematostella vectensis (starlet sea anemone)
Lineage: Eukaryota; Metazoa; Cnidaria; Anthozoa; Actiniaria; Edwardsiidae
Product: single-stranded DNA-binding protein 3
Exons: 17
Coding region: 99-1376 (425 amino acids)
Biological process (GO): positive regulation of transcription by RNA polymerase II
Cellular component (GO): nucleus
Molecular function (GO): protein binding; single-stranded DNA binding
Source: RefSeq, a predicted model, not a curated record